Nylanderia fulva is the source of this 1962-nucleotide messenger RNA. Its product is annotated as protein-lysine N-methyltransferase SMYD4. Gene Ontology annotation, cellular component: nucleus; cytoplasm. The record is from RefSeq and is a predicted model, not a curated record. Gene Ontology annotation, molecular function: histone deacetylase binding. Lineage: Eukaryota; Metazoa; Arthropoda; Insecta; Hymenoptera; Formicidae.
AGUAUUAUAUCUAAUAUUUUCCAAGCAUCUUUUAAGGGAAUUAAGUGUACGCGGAGAAAAUGGAGAUAGCAAAGGAACUCGUAUUAAUCCUCAAGCAAAAUAAUAAGUCGCACGUCGGAUAUGGAUUACAAAAGGAAUGUGAGGCUCUUGUCGGACACAUUCUUCAAAACAUGGUCCGAUCACAAAUGCCUCCUCUGCAUGCUGUAGUGAAAAAUGAAAAAGAUUCUAUUAAAUAUAGAGAAGAAGGUAAUCAACAUUUUGUAAUGGGUGAUGAUCUGGAAGCUGUGGAAUGUUAUACUUUAAGCUUAGCAUAUGCUGAUAGUGAUGAACUCAUGGCUUAUGCACAUGCAAAUCGAUCUGCUGCUUUAUAUAGGAAACAAUUGUAUAAAGAAUGUUUGAUAGAUAUUGAUGCAGCUUUACAUCAUGGAUAUCCAAAAGAGAAGCAGAAAAAAUUGAAGGAAAGAGGAGAUAAAGCAGUAAUUGAAAUAAAAAAGUUGCUGCAAAUCGAGAAUAUCAAUAAUGAUCAGAAAGAUAUGAAUAAAGCAUGUUUAUAUGAUGAAUGUACUGAAAAGUCUGAUAUUACAAAACCAAUAGAAAACGCUGAAGAUCAGUGGAUUAAUGUUCCAAGAAAACAAAAUGUGAUGAAUGAAAGUUAUCUCCAUUAUACUACAAAGAUCCUUCCACAGAAACCGAGAUACUUGCAGAACGAUGAUUUCUCCAAAUUAAUGUAUGGCCCAAGCCAGGAAGUUCCUGCCUUCAGUGAUGGUGUGGCAAUCUUUUCCGAAAGAUAUGGUAGACAUUAUGUAGCAACACGGGAAUUUCAACCUGGUGAUAUAGUCAGCAUCGAAGAUCCUUAUGUACAUGUUAUUUAUGAAGAACGAUAUUAUACGCAUUGCCAUUAUUGUCUAUCCAGAAGCUAUAAUUUAAUACCAUGCACAGAGUGUCCAAUAACUCAAUAUUGUUCUGAAAAAUGUAGAGAACUGGCAUGGGAGGUAUGCCAUAAAACAGAAUGUCCAAUUCUAAAAUUGUUGUCCAACUUGCUUAAUGUGGACAAAGAUAAAAUAAGAAUGAUUUCGAAGAUUAUUCGAUUGUUGAUUGUAGUUACAGAAAAUGGACUCAAAAUUCAAGAAUUGCAGCAGGAUAUGAAAGUCGCGGAAUCUAAUCCAGAUAGUAGAACAGCAGGAUUUACAGAUACUGCGAUACUGGACAGUUUUAGCGCAAGAUCUGCACUGAGUCUGGCGACUAAUAUGACUACAAGACCAUUAAUAGGAAUUAGCGCAUUUGCUUGUAUUUCAGCCCUCGCGGUUAUUCUUUUAGCUACACAGACGAAUUUUUUCUCUAAGAAAUAUGAAAUGAAUGAGUUGAAAGACAUCAGCGAAUUCACCGAACUUAAAUUCUGCGCCAGUGUAAUGUUUCGUGCCUGCGUAAUAAUGUCUUCUAAUUGUUUUUCAAUACAACAAGAACCAGGAAUUAUAUCAGGUUCAGGUUUAUAUGUGGCUCAUAGUUUAUAUAAUCAUUCUUGUGCACCAAAUACUUUUCGACAUUUCGAGGGACUCACGAUGAUCACUCGUGCUUUGACACCAAUACAUAUUGGAGAUCAAAUAUUCACAAGCUAUGGUGGUGUAUAUGCACAUAUGCCUCAAUCUGAGAGAAAACAGAAGAUAUUACAGGAUUAUUUCUUCGAUUGUGAUUGCCCAGCAUGUAAAAACAAUUGGCCGACAUAUAACGAGAUUUUACGCAGUCACAUUGGAUCCAUUUCCAAAAAUAAACAGCUUGUAGAAAAGUUGAAGCCUUUUAGAGAGAGAUUACUCGCGAAUAUGUAUGAUAUCGAGGCAGUAAAAGCAGUUCUAAAUAUAUUGUACAAAGAAAUCAGUAAACAUCCAUGUGAAGAGAUUCUUCAUGCUGAGCAAUAUUUAAAGAGCUAUUAUUUGGAUCCAUAAAUAACAUAAUAUUACAAUUAUU